AUUCCUCUACUUGGUCCACGGGCACAGAUUAAAACCUCCACUAAUGCUAGUUAGUUGCAAUUGAAACCUUCAAUUGACUUUCUACGGAGAUGAACGAACAACGAACUAGCCAAGGACCACCGCGCAACACCACGAGGACCACUAGGGUGGUCGGCCGUGGGUGAGAGGGGAGAGAGAGGCCCGUGAGUUUGAGAAAGGAAAGGACUUUGGAUGAUGGUUGCUUAGAUUCACAAUUCACUGUAUGUUAAUUGUGACUUAAUUAAUCAACCCUAGGCAUGACUAUUAUUUAUAGAUCAUAUCUCUAAAUAAUAGUCCAAGUCAAAGCCCAAUUCCUAAUCCCACUCAAACUACACUUAGCCCAAUCAUACUUAUGACUAAUUAAAUGCUCAUGAGGCCCAUUAAUGGGCCUCUAACUUGCUUAACCCAUUACCCUUGUGUGUGACCUUAUAGGAUCCAUUCUAAAGGGCUUUGGACUAUUUAACUAGCCCAAAGAUCAUCUCUCAUAGUCUAGCAAUAGAGGAUGACGCCCCAAUAGGAUGAAAUUAUUAUCUCCAUAAUAGUAAUCCUUGAUAUAUCUAGUAAUUGCACUUAUCGAAGACACAAUUCCUUCAAGUUCACCUGUCCAGCAACUCACACCCACUUGUGAGCCUGUUGUGACGCUAGAACCCAUCAGCGAGCAGCCCAGUCCAGCUUCUGGGUCGGCUUCUUCUUCUGGCCCAAGGCCAUCUUCCUCCUUGCCCACUUCUCAAACACAAACCACCCCAAAUCAAUUCCCUCCACAAAAUAUUCCUCAACAGCCUACUGUCAUAACUCGUAGCCGUAAUGGAAUUUUUAAGCCAAAUAAAAAGUAUUCCAUGCAUACUGCGGUUCAGGGGUCUCCAUUGCCUCGUAACCUGGUUGCGGCUCUUCGUGACCCAAAUUGAAAAAUGUCCAUGGAUGAUGAAUAUAAUGCUCUUAUUGAAAAUAAGACGUGGGAGUUGGUGCCCCGUCCUCCGCAUGUGAAUGUUAUUUGAUCUAUGUGGAUUUUCACUCAUAAAGUUAAAUCUAAUGGUGAUUUUGAGAGGCAUAAAGCCCGUCUUGUAGGUGAUGGAAAAACACAACAGGUUGGCAUUGAUUGCGGUGAGACAUUUAGUCCGGUGGUGAAGCCGGCUACUAUUCGUACUGUUCUCAGUCUAUCUCUUUCGAAGGAAUGGUCGAUUCAUCAGUUGGAUGUCAAAAAUGCCUUUCUUCAUGGUGAGUUGCAGGAAACUGUGUAUAUGCAUCAACCCUUAGGUUACAGGGAUCCUGGCCAUCCAGAUUAUGUUUGCCUCUUGCGUAAGUCAUUAUAUGGACUGAAGCAAGCCCCUAGAGCUUGGUACAAGCGUUUUGCAGAUUAUGUGUUGUCUCUUGGUUUUACUAACAGUAAAAUGGAUAAUCCGUUGUUUAUUUAUCAAAAGGGGUCUGAUAUGGCAUACAUUUGACUCUAUGUUGAUGAUAUAAUUCUCACUGCUUCUUCUGAUACUCUCCGUUGUUCUAUUAUGGAUCUUCUGAGCUCUGAGUUCGCUAUGAAGGAUCUUGGUCCUUUGAAUUAUUUUCUGGGAAUUGUUGUGACCCGGAAAAGGGGGGGGUAUGUUUUUAUCUCAACGGAAAUAUGCCGAUGAGAUAAUAGAGCGAGCAGGGAUGUCUUCGUGUAAACCAUCUCCUACUCCGGUUGAUACGAAGCCUAAGGUUAGUGCUACAUCUAGUACAACAUUUGAUGAUCCCACCCUCUAUCGGAGUCUUGCAGGGGCUCUUCAGUAUCUUACUUUUACUAGGCCGGAUAUUUCUUAUGCUGUUCAACAGGUCUGCUUACAUAUGCAUGAUCCUAGGGUUGAUCAUAUGACUGCUCUGAAAAGAAUUAUUCGGUAUGUUCAGGGUACAUUGGAGUACGACCUCCAUUUAUAUCCAUCUUCUUUUUCUACUCUGGUCUCAUAUACUGAUGCAGAUUGGGGUGGGUGUCCCGAUACUCGACGAUCUACUUCUGGUUAUUGUGUAUUUUUGGGUGACAAUUUGGUGUCUUGGUCAUCAAAACAACAACCAACAGUGUCGAAAUCGAGUUCAGAGGCAGAAUACCGUGGGGUGGCAAAUGUUGUUUCCGAAUCAUGUUGGCUUCAGAACCUUCUCUUGGAGUUACAUUGUCCGAUUAAUAAGGCCACUCUUGUUUAUUGUGACAAUGUCAGUGCAAUUUAUUUAUCAGGAAAUCCAAUUCAACAUCAACGGACAAAACAUAUAGAAAUGGAUAUUCAUUUUGUCAGGGAAAAAGUUGCUCGGGGUGAAGUCCGAGUGCUUCACGUGCCUUCACGACAUCAAAUAGCUGACAUCUUUACUAAAGGCCUUCCUCUAGUAUUGUUUGGAGAUUUUAGGGACAGUCUCAGUGUCCGUAGCCCUCCCGCUUCGACUGGGGGGUGUGUUAAAUAUAGUAUAUAUUGUAAUUAGUCAAAGAAGAUAUUUGUUCCUAAUAUGUCUUCUAUAGUUGCCGUAUAUAGUGGAGUUAGUCAAAGUUGUUAGCUUUGUAAUUAUCCUAGCUUGAGUUAAGCCUAUUAUCAAGGCUGUAGUUGUGUAUAUAUACGGUGAUCCAAUUGAUCAGUAUUCAAGGAAAACAUUGUCCAAUCUUUCAAUAACCAUUGAUGUACCCAAGCUUCCAUGCCACUUACCUUCCUUAUCAUCACCAUCCCGAGUCAUUCCCAUCUUACAACCCACGAACCAAUCCAAAAACCGCAGUUAAGAGUGGUGAUAAAUUGGUGAUUGCCAUAAGGUUCUGCAAACACGAUGGUUGGUUGGUAGUUUGGGUCGGGGUGUGUGGUGGUUUGGCAGGUAACAUGACAGUAUAAAAGGAUUUUGAAUUUAAAAGUAAAAAUUUUAAAAAGUUAAUCACUAAAAGUCAAAAUGUAGCAAACAAAAGUAGAACAAUAUGUUUAGAGGGAGCAUCCAAGGUUUUUUUUUUUUUAAAAAAAAAGAAGUCUUAAAGGACAU
Messenger RNA from Chenopodium quinoa (quinoa), 2991 nucleotides. RefSeq lists its product as uncharacterized. The coding region runs from base 1609 to 2454 and encodes 281 amino acids. The record is from RefSeq and is a predicted model, not a curated record. The transcript has a single exon. NCBI's taxonomy places the organism in Eukaryota, Viridiplantae, Streptophyta, Magnoliopsida, Caryophyllales, Amaranthaceae.